ACAGUACACACUACACUACACAGACACUAAUUGGCCAUAAAAUGUCGAGUGGCUCAAUAUUUUUCCCCGGGGCCAAAACCCGCUUCUCGACACUGUCUGCGCAGCUGGAGGAGAGCAAGAGGAAAUCCAGCAUAGUGCACAACAGCCUGUUGCGAAGCUCAGUAUCUGAUGCAGAAGGGUGGAAUCUGGUCGAUCUGAUCAACAGAUUGAAGAACUUCCGGAAAUCCAAGCAGACACGCGUAAGCAUGCUCGAGGACGAGCUGUACCAGCUAAUCCACACGGCCCGCGAGAUGUUGCUGGGAGAACCAAUGCUCCUGUCUGUUGAGGCUCCGGUGCGCGUCGUUGGCGACAUUCACGGACAAUUCGUGGACCUGUUGCGCAUCUUCGAUCACAUAGGCUAUCCGCCAUUGGUCAACUAUCUCUUUCUCGGAGACUAUGUGGAUCGGGGCCAGAACUCGAUCGAGACAAUCACCCUGCUGCUGGCCUUGCGGGUCAAGUAUCCCGAGAACGUCUUCCUGCUGCGUGGCAACCACGAGGCGCCCGCAGUGAACCGGGUAUACGGAUUCUUCGACGAGUGCAAGCGUCGCUAUACGGUCAAGCUGUGGAAGAGCUACGUCGACUGUUACUGUUGCUUGCCCGUGGCUGCGGUCAUUUCGAAUCGGAUCUUCUGCUGCCAUGGCGGUCUGAGCCCGCAGCUAAAGGACCUGAACAACAUCAAGUCGAUAUCGCGGCCCUGCGAUGUGCCCGACCAGGGUCUUCUGUGCGACCUGCUGUGGAGCGACCCGGAUCGGUAUGGCUUCGGCUGGUCGCCGAGUGACCGGGGAGUGAGCUACCUCUAUGGCCGGGACGUGCUCGAGAAAUUCCUGCAUAAGUACGACUUCGAUCUGCUAUGUCGGGCCCAUCAGGUCGUUGAAGAUGGCUAUGAGUUUUUCGCAAAGCGCCAGCUGGUCACUGUCUUCUCCGCGCCCAACUACUGCGGGCAGUACGACAAUGCGGGGGCCUCGAUGGGCAUAGAUAAGGAUUUGAUGAUCUCGUUCGAUGUACAGCGUCCCAGUACCGGUCACAAAGUUAUAAUAAAAAAUGUGAUCGCCUCGGCCAUCAAGUGACUUUGUCUCAGGCCGGGGCAGGCCCCGAUGGGAAUGUCAUUCCAUAUGUUUCCAUCCGAAAA
Molecule: messenger RNA, 1168 nt
Organism: Drosophila persimilis
Lineage: Eukaryota; Metazoa; Arthropoda; Insecta; Diptera; Drosophilidae
Product: serine/threonine-protein phosphatase alpha-3 isoform
Exons: 1
Coding region: 42-1106 (354 amino acids)
Cellular component (GO): cytoplasm; nucleus
Molecular function (GO): protein serine/threonine phosphatase activity
Source: RefSeq, a predicted model, not a curated record